AUGGCUCAUAAAAGAAGCGUGAGAGCUAAGGGGUUGAAAGCAUCGCUGGCGAGCCCAGCACUCCGCAGGGUGGUGACUCGGGGUCUGCUGUCUUCCAGGCCUGAAGAGCCCAUACGCUACGGCAACAUCAUGUACGACCGGAGGGUGGUCCGCGGGAACACGUACGCGCUGCAGAUGGUGCUGCCGUCCGGGCGGCCUGACCCCAUAGAAGCUUCGAAACUCCAGCAGGCUAAGAGGAAGACUCUUGCCAAAAAACGAGCCCGAGACCAGCUCAGACCGCGAACCCCAGAGCCUGUGGAAGGCAGGAAGCAUGUGGAUGUGCAGACAGAACUCUACCUCGAAGAAAUUGCUGACCGCAUCAUAGAAGUGGACAUGGAGUGCCAGACUGAUGCAUUUUUGGACAGACCACCCACACCGCUCUUUAUUCCUGCCAAAACCGGCAUGGAUGUGGCCACCCAGAUACUAGAAGGAGAGCUCUUCGACUUUGACCUUGAAGUUAAGCCGAUGCUGGAAGUUCUGGUGGGAAAGACCAUCGAGCAGGCCCUCCUGGAGGUGAUGGAGGAGGAGGAGCUGGCCAACCUGCAGGCCCGGCAGUAUGCCUACGAAGAGCUGCGCAACCUGGAGCUGGCCGAAGUCCAGCGGCUCGAAGAGCAGGAGCGGCGGCACCGGGAGGAAAAAGAGCGGCGCAAGAAGCAGCAGUGGGAGAUGGUGACCAAAAACAGCGAGACGGCGCAGAAGAUCGCGGCCCACGCCUUCGCGCAGCGCUACCUGGCCGACCUGUUCCCCUCGGUGUUCCAGAGCCUCCGCGAGGGGGGCUACUUCUACGACCCCGUGGAGAGAGAUAUCGAGAUUGGCUUCCUCCCAUGGCUGAUGAACGAAGUGGACAAGGCCAUGGAGUACAGUAUGGUGGGCAGGACCGUGCUGGAUAUGCUGAUCCGUGAAGUGGUGGAGAAGAGGCUGAACACCUACGAGUGGAAGGAGGGCCAGGGCCCCCCGAAGUCUGAGGACAGGUCCGGCGUGCCGGGGGGGAGCCCAGAGCCGCUGGCGGACUACCAGCUCCUGCAGCCGGACACUCAGGUCCAGAGGCUGCCCGAGGGCACAGACUCCCUGCUAAGGGCGCCUUUGGAGGAAGGGCUUCUGGAGAACAUGGUGUCCCAGGAGGGGAGGUUCGCAGAGGAGGAGGAAGGCCCGAGACAGCGAGGGAAUCCCUAGGCAGGGAUUUCUGCCUGCGGAGCAGCUCCGGACCCACAGAAGGCCAGGAGUGGCCAGCAUCAGGUAACCAGGAGGCUCUCAGGAGGCAGAAAUGACGUUGCAAUCGUCAACAGGCCUUCUGUCUAUGGACCCGGUGAGUCGA
Molecule: messenger RNA, 1354 nt
Organism: Condylura cristata (star-nosed mole)
Lineage: Eukaryota; Metazoa; Chordata; Mammalia; Eulipotyphla; Talpidae
Gene: RSPH3
Product: radial spoke 3 homolog (Chlamydomonas)
Exons: 8
Coding region: 1-1212 (403 amino acids)
Cellular component (GO): cilium
Source: RefSeq, a predicted model, not a curated record